AUGUCUUCCGAUUACGAUGUCUCUGACGACGAAGGCGAGUACUACGAGUACGAUGACGAGGAUGAGGUGAUGAUCGACGUCGAGGAUGGGUCAGCUUCUGAGAUCGAGGUAGACGGCUUCGGCAACGACUUCAAGGUUGGCGCCCGAAGCGACCGCAAGAUCUACGACGUCGAGUUCUCUGCCCUCAGCCAGCCGGAGGUGGAGAGAAUCAUGCAGGCGGACGUAGACCAUAUCAGUAGUAUCUUCGGUGUAGAGCCACCUACAGCCGCCCUCCUGCUCCGACACAUGAUCUGGAACAAGGAGAAGCUAAUUGAGAAGUACAUGGACAACGCGUCCGCGGUCGCCGUCGCGGCUGGCGUAGAGCUGCCGCCACCGCCCAAGCCGUCGUCGAGCAAGGCGCCCGCCGCCCCGGGGCCCCAGCGCAACUCCCGGCGCUCCCCGUCCGCGCCGAAGAGCCCCAAGGGCAAGCGGGCAUCGCCCCCAAUCGAGGAGCCGGCCGCGGACGUGUGCCCGAUCUGCUUCGACGACUCGCAGACGGAGUUCCUGUCCCUGCUGUGCGACCACAAGUUCUGCGCGACGUGCUGGAAGGAGUACAUCGUGAGCAAGGUCCGCACCGAGGCGGAGUGCACGGUCGCCUGCAUGGGCGAGGGCUGCAACGUCGCGGCGCCGGACCCGUUCGUGGAGCACGCGCUCGGGGACGACCGCGAGACGUGGGCGCGCUACCAGGAGCUGCUCGUGCGCCAGUUCGUGGGGUGCAUCCCGCACCUCAAGUUCUGCCCGUACCCGUCGUGCACGUACACGGUGUCGUGCCCGAGCGCGGCGACGAAGUCGUCGCUCGCGCAGAUCGUGCCGAUCGUGACCUGCGGCGCGUCGAGCACGCAUGUGUUCUGCUUCGGGUGCCCGAUCGACGCGGACCACCGGCCGGUCGUGUGCGCCGUCGCGCGGAUGUGGAUGAAGAAGUGCCAGGACGACAGCGAGACGGCGAACUGGAUCAAGAGCAACACGAAGGAGUGCAGCAAGUGCAUGAGCACGAUCGAGAAGAACGGCGGGUGCAACCACAUGACGUGCAAGAAGUGCAAGUACGAGUUCUGCUGGGUGUGCAUGGGGCCAUGGUCUGAGCACGGCACGUCGUGGUACUCGUGUAACCGAUACGACGAGAAGGCGAGCGUGGACGCGCGCGAUGCACAGACGAAGAGCCGCGCCUCUCUAGAGCGAUACCUUCACUACUACAACCGAUGGGCCAACCACGAGCAGUCUGCGAAGCUCUCCAUGGAGCUCUACACGAAGACGGAGAAGAAGAUGGAGGAGAUGCAGGUCACGUCCGAGCUGACCUGGAUCCAGGUGCAGUUCAUGAAGAAGGCGCUCGACGUCGUGCACAAGUGCCGCAUGACGCUCAAGUGGACGUACGCGAUGGCGUACUACCUCGCGCUCGGGAACGAGAAGGAGCUCUUCGAGGACAACCAGCGCAGGGACCUGGAGAGGGCUGUCGAGGAGCUGUCCGAGCUGAUCGAGGCUCCGAUCGACCCGGAGACGAUCAUGACGCUCCGCCAGAAAGUGACCGACAAGACCGUCUACGUCCAGAAGCGCAACGAGAUCAUGCUCGAGGACACUGCAAAGGGCUACCUAGAAGGCCGCUGGAGCUGGAACAUGCCCGUAGAGGGCUUCGACAAUGACUCGGACUAG
Molecule: messenger RNA, 1683 nt
Organism: Trametes versicolor FP-101664 SS1
Lineage: Eukaryota; Fungi; Basidiomycota; Agaricomycetes; Polyporales; Polyporaceae
Exons: 7
Coding region: 1-1683 (560 amino acids)
Biological process (GO): protein polyubiquitination; ubiquitin-dependent protein catabolic process; positive regulation of proteasomal ubiquitin-dependent protein catabolic process
Cellular component (GO): ubiquitin ligase complex; cytoplasm
Molecular function (GO): ubiquitin conjugating enzyme binding; zinc ion binding; ubiquitin protein ligase activity
Source: RefSeq, a predicted model, not a curated record